AUGAUUGAGAAAGAAGCAUUGACUAUAUCUUAUUGUGCUACACGUAUGAAAUUAUAUUUAUUAGGUCGUGAAUUUAUAGUCGCAACUGAUAAUUGUCCAUUACGUGAUAUGCACAAAAAGCCAUCGAAUAAUCGUCGUGUUGAUCGUAAAUGUAAUUGUAUGACAGAUUAUUUAACUCGUUAUUCUCGCCAAUUGGAACAUGACGAUGCAUUUUUAGAUUCUGAUUUUGGUAUUCUACUAGCAAUAGAAAAUGAUGUAGAUAAGAAACCAAUAAACAACUACGACUUAGUUGCUUCAUCUUUUAUUAGUGCUGUUACAACUCGAGCUCAAGCCAAAGCACAAGCACAUCAAAUACCAUCAAAUAGCAGUGAUAAUUCUUCAAAUCAUGUACUAUUAAUAGAUGAUUCAUCUCAACAAGAAGGAAGUCAUGAUUCUGAUAUUACAAAAAUUGUCGAAGCUCAAAAAGAAGAUAAGUUAUGUCAGGAAAAAAUUCUAGAACUUAAUAAAAAUCCAUUACAUUACCUUUAUAUUUUAGAGAACGACAUAUUAUACAAAACAAUUAAUCAUGGCAUGUUCACACAAAGACUAAUAUAUAUACCAUCUUCAAUGAUUCAACAACUAUUAUAUGCUUAUCAUGAUAGUCCAUGGGCAGGACACGUCGAUUAUUAUCGAAGAUGUUUAAAACUAAAAGAUAAAUAUUGGUGGCCAAACAUGAAAUUUACUAUUAAAAAUUAUAUUGAAACUUGUAUGUUAUAUCAACGAUUUAAUAUUGAUCGUAAAAAACCUGCUGGUUUAUUACACUCUAUCAAACCACCCUAA
This is a messenger RNA of Rotaria sp. Silwood2, 819 nucleotides long. The record is from the annotation of a GenBank genome assembly. Lineage: Eukaryota; Metazoa; Rotifera; Eurotatoria; Philodinida; Philodinidae.